Gregarina niphandrodes is the source of this 1134-nucleotide messenger RNA. RefSeq names its product alcohol dehydrogenase. Gene Ontology annotation, molecular function: oxidoreductase activity, acting on the CH-OH group of donors, NAD or NADP as acceptor. Lineage: Eukaryota; Apicomplexa; Conoidasida; Eugregarinorida; Gregarinidae. The record is from RefSeq and is a predicted model, not a curated record. The transcript has a single exon. Bases 1 to 1134 code for a protein of 377 amino acids.
AUGGCCAAUGUUGACCGUGUCCCGAAUGUUGGCUACGCGGCGAUGAACACCAAGGGUGUGUUGGUGCCCUGGAAGUAUACGAUUAGGCAUCCUUUGGAGGACGAGUUGCUUGUUCGAGUUUUGUACUGUGGAAUCUGCCAUACAGACAUUCACAUGGCUGAGAAUGACUGGCACACAACGCGUUACCCUUGUGUUCCGGGUCACGAGUUCAUAGGUGUGAUUGAGAUGGCGGGUCGAUCGGAGCUGGAGCAAAUUGAUGGGCCGUCGAGUGAGCCUGGCUUUGAGAAGGGGGAUUAUGUCGGCAUUGGAUUUAUGUGUGAUUCUUGCUUGGAAUGUGAGUCGUGUUUGGACGAUCGUCAAAUGCAUUGUGAUAAGCAAGUGGACACGUUUAGUGGCUUUACUAGAGGUGAAGUUACUUAUGGAGGUUAUGGGAAAUUUGUGGUGAUACGGAAGGCAUUUGCUGUGAAGAUUCCGAAGGACACGAAGCCGGAGAUUUUGAGGGAUAUGGCCCCGUUAAUGUGUGCCGGUAUUACUACUUACGCUCCAAUAGUAAGUAAUCAUAUGAGUCGCGGUAAUCUGCGCAUAGGAGUCAUUGGACUGGGUGGUCUUGGCCAUUUGGCCGUGCAGUUUGCAGCCAAAAUUAAUCCUACGAAUGAGGUGUAUGUGAUUUCAAGAUCCAAGAACAAGGAGCAGCUGGCUAAGCAGCUAGGUGCUUUGGGAAUGAUUCAGGUAGGCUCAGACCCGGAGAAGAACGAUGGUGUCAUGAAGGAAUAUGGCAACCGAUUUGACUACUUGCUGGAUACAGUAGCCGUCUCCGGGAAGCCCCUAGCCGAGUAUAUGAGGCUGCUCAAACCUCUAGGCACCCUGAUAACUGUCGGACUACCGCCUGUCGAUGAAAUCAUUCCAAUGCCCGUCACCGCCCUUGUGAUGAAAAACUGCUCCAUUCAAGGCAGCCUGGUCGGCGGCAUCAAACUAACUCAGAACAUGAUUGACUUCUGCCACGAGCACUCUAUUACACCCAUGUGCGAGCACGUCAAACUCAGUCAGGUCAACGAAGCCUUUCAAAGAGUGCUAAAGUCGGACGUACUCUUUAGGUUCGUCAUCGACGUAGCAGACUCCAUAGAUAGCGUGUAA